CCAGUCUCUCCAUCAUUUUUUUAGCAUAACCCAAAAUGACAUCGUUUCUAAAUUUCGUAAUAAUUACCCUGUCCCUUUUAUGUAACCCCGCUUACCCCGAUUUCGCCCUAAACUCUCCCGUCAUUACAAAUUACGGAGUUUGGGACGCCAACUGGGUUCAAUGUGACCACAAUACCUUCGUCAAAGCCAUUCAACUCGAGUACAGUCCGUUCGCAGAGGAAUUCCCUCCCCCCGGUGGGGACGGCCCUGACACGGACGACAACCACGGCCUGAUCCGCAUCGCGAUAGAAUGUUCCUCCAUGUCAGACUCUGUUGACCUACCCGGCGCAGUAAAAAUCAGUGGUCGUCCCGUCGGUAGUUUUGUCGCCCCACUAAAAACUGCUUGUGACGGAUUCGCCACUGGAUUUCAACUUUUGUCCGACGAACCUCAAAUCGCUUUGGAUAACACGGGGGCAAAUAAUUUGCGAAUUUACUGCUCCGGUCUGAAAGAAAAUCCGACACAGUAUGUCGAAGGGUACGGCGAAUAUACGGGAGAAUGGACGGAUCCACAAUUUUGCAAGGAUCGCCAAGCUAUUUGCGGAAUUAAGAGUCAAGUUCAAAACUCGGGCUCUGACCAAACCGGGAUUAAUAAUAUUCGCGUAAAAUGUUGCGACAUUCCCAGCCCAGCGACUAACUGUGUGCCCACCGAGAGAUGGGAACUCGUCCAAGAAUGUGACAACAUUCGGGGUAAAUUACAAAUUGAGUGCAAAUUCUUCCGGACAGUAGGAAUCGGCAGGACGCCAAACUUUGAGGCGACCCCACCUGGGGGGAAAUCACUACUUGAUGAAUUCUACCAAUAUUCGGCGCUCGGCUUUACAUCUUCCUGGCAAUACGGAGAACCACCAUUCUGGCUGAUGCACGACUUGUCAAACAGAUUUGCCACCGUACUAGCAGACAGUGUCGAAACGGGGCAAAACUGGACCGUCGUAGGGGUCGAGACUUGGGGCAUGGAGACGUCGACGGAAAUACAGUUCAACGUUAAGGAAGGUUAUAAGGGAGAAAUUUAUCAGUUGGUGGGAACCUGUGGAUAUUUCUCGGUUAGAACGCCACGAUUUAGAAAAUGGGAUCGUAACGUUAAUGGAAUUGUGGGGUGAUAGGGGUCUUGAACAAUGAAAUUUAUAAUAUUUUUAAUUAACAGUGUUACUAAUUAAUUUUAUUCCCAGAA
This is a messenger RNA of Folsomia candida, 1204 nucleotides long. RefSeq lists its product as uncharacterized. Lineage: Eukaryota; Metazoa; Arthropoda; Collembola; Entomobryomorpha; Isotomidae. The transcript has 2 exons. The record is from RefSeq and is a predicted model, not a curated record. Bases 36 to 1133 code for a protein of 365 amino acids.